Messenger RNA from Aspergillus candidus, 1198 nucleotides. RefSeq names its product aldo/keto reductase. Bases 206 to 1135 code for a protein of 309 amino acids. The record is from RefSeq and is a predicted model, not a curated record. Gene Ontology annotation, cellular component: cytosol. The transcript has 4 exons. Lineage: Eukaryota; Fungi; Ascomycota; Eurotiomycetes; Eurotiales; Aspergillaceae. Gene Ontology annotation, molecular function: aldose reductase (NADPH) activity.
AAGACAGGCGGGCACGUCAAGCUGACGUUCAUUUUGUGUUUGUUCUUAUGAUUAUAAGAAUUGUGUUGCUCACAGCAUUUCGGUACUAUACUGUACUAUACUAUCUAUCAAUUCUAUCAUACCAUCGAUUAAUCAACUCUUAGUUUAACCAACUCCCUCAAUUCACUUAACACACACCAUUACGACUGCCUUACUAGAUCUCAAAAUGGCAACCCACUUCAACCUCAACACCGGCGCCCAAAUCCCCGCCAUCGGUCUCGGCACCUGGCAAGACGAAGACGCCCAAGAGAACGCCGUCUACGAAGCCCUCAAAGCCGGCUACCGCCACAUCGACACAGCUCAAACAUACGGAACCGAAAAAGCCGUCGGCAAAGGCAUCAAGAAGAGCGGCGUGCCCCGAUCUGAGAUCUUCCUGACCACAAAGCUGUGGAACAACAACCACCACCCGGCAGAUGUGGGCCCGUCGCUGGAUGACUCGCUGAGGGAGCUCGAGACGGACUAUGUGGAUUUGCUGCUGAUGCAUUGGCCUGUUGCUUGGGAGAGGGGGCCAGAACCGUUCCCUCAGCGCGAUGGAAAGCCUGCUGUUAUUGAUGUUGAUUAUGUUGAUACAUACAAAGCAAUGGAAAACCUCAUCCCAACCGGCAAAGCGCGCGCCAUCGGCGUAUCCAACUUCUCCAAAGCAGAAGUCGAGCGCGUGUUACAAAACAGCCUCGUCGUGCCAGCCGUGCACCAAUUCGAGCGACACCCUUGGCUACAGCAGCGCGACUUUGUCGACUGGCACAAGUCGAAGGGCAUCCACGUCACGCAGUACUCGCCGCUGGGGAACCAGAACGCGCUGUAUCCGCGCGGGGAGGGGAUUGGCCGUUUGGUGGAGGAUCCGGUGUUGGUGGAGAUUGGGAAGAAGUAUAAUAAGAGCGCGGCGCAGGUUGCGCUGGCAUGGGGCAUCACCGGUGGCCAGUCGGUCAUUCCCAAGAGCAAGACUCCCUCGCGCAUCAAGACCAACCUGGAAGGAAACUUCAAGCUGAGUGACGAGGAUGUGAAGAAGAUUAGUGGUAUUGACCGAAAGCUGCGAUUCAACGACAGUAGCUCUGAUUUUGGAUAUAAUCUGUUUAGUGAUCUGGAGGGGAAGAAAUAAGUGUAUAUAGUUUAUGUAGCUGUUUGGGGGUGGUAUUUUUAUAAUUUAUGAUAAACGUUUAUA